This is a messenger RNA of Heterobilharzia americana, 600 nucleotides long. NCBI's taxonomy places the organism in Eukaryota, Metazoa, Platyhelminthes, Trematoda, Strigeidida, Schistosomatidae. The record is from the annotation of a GenBank genome assembly.
AUGGAGUUAACCGGGAGAUAUUGGACAUUGGAUAUUAGCGCACGUUACAUUAGUAAUAGUAACCCUCACUUGUCGUUGUCCGGAAGACGGUGUGUUCCUACUUCUUACUCAUUAUCAUCCUAUGUACUCCCAAUUUGGAUGGCAGAUAGAUUAACUGAAUUACAAGACGCAAUCAAUUUACAGGCAGAAAAUCUGUGUAACGCAAUCGGUGUAAUACAACAAGUUGCUCAGCCUAGCUUUUUCGCUGACUUCAAUUGGGCUUCAAGAUCUGCUAAACCAGAAUAUCAGGCAUUUCUUCAAGCUCAACCAAGUGACGAUAUUGCUCGUAGUUUCGCAGUAGCUAUUUCUGCAACUGCGAAACAGUUGGAUGCAUUGAUUGGAGCUCUGCCUGAAGAAGAAGCUAGUGCAGAGAUUCAACGAGCUACUGUUCACAAACUUUUGGAAGCCUACAGAACUGAAGGUGCUAAGCUUGCACGUAUCACAACUAAAUUGGAAUCACGAUUGGUUGAAGUACGUCGCUGCUUGACAGCUAUUGCUCAAACACAACUCACUUCUCAAUCUUUGGAAUCAGAGGUGUACAGAGAAUUUUAUGGAAACUAA